AUGGGUCUCAAGGGAAGCUGCAUGUGCAAGGCGAUCAGAUACGAGAGUGAGGACCCCCAAUCGACGGCAUUGUGCCACUGCACAGACUGCCAGAAGUGGAGCGGCUCUGCCUUCACCUCUAACGCCGUCGUUCCUCGCGCCUCCUUCAAGGUCACUCAGGGCGAGCCCAAGUUCUACGACAUCAGUGGGGACUCGGGCAAGAACAACAGGCACUUCUUCUGCGGCAACUGCGGCUCUAGCCUGUACACCGAGCUGGACUUGUUGCCGGACGUCACCUGCGUCAAGGCGGGCGGGUUGGACGAGGGGAAGGCGAGCCUGGACGGCAAGCCGUCCGUCGAGUUCUACUGCAAGGACCGCGUGUCAUACCUGACGGACGUCAAGGGCGCGGACCAGAAGCCCGCGUUUGGGUGA
Molecule: messenger RNA, 411 nt
Organism: Colletotrichum higginsianum IMI 349063
Lineage: Eukaryota; Fungi; Ascomycota; Sordariomycetes; Glomerellales; Glomerellaceae
Product: Glutathione-dependent formaldehyde-activating enzyme
Exons: 4
Coding region: 1-411 (136 amino acids)
Molecular function (GO): carbon-sulfur lyase activity
Source: RefSeq, a predicted model, not a curated record